UAAACCGGGCACCUCAUACCUUGCCCCGGGAUGGGGCCCCCGGACCGUUGGGGUCCAAAUCGGAAUUGCACCGUCGCAAUUUAUUGAAUCAAUGUCGGCUGGAGCCCUGCGCCUUUCUGGAUAAAACCACCAUGUCCCGUCCGUCGCAAAUCUUACCUGUUUCUUACCACCCGCCGCCCCCAUCAUUCGCUUCCGCCUUCUAGCUUCCCUGCUCGCUCCCCCAUUCGUCAUGAAGUUCUCGCAGGCGCUUGUGGCCCUCGCCGCGCUCUCCGCCGGCGUGAUUGCCCAGGAUGAUUCUUAUGACUACAUCAUCGUCGGUGGCGGUACUGCUGGCACCGCCCUUGCCACGCGCCUGAGUCUGGGCCUUCCCAAGUCCAAGAUCCUGCUCAUCGAGGCCGGUCCCGCCGCUGCGGAUGACCUGAGGAUCAACGUCCCCGGUCUCCGUGGGUCCAUCUUGGGUUCCAGCCUCGACUGGAACUUCACUACGGUGCCACAGUCAUCUCUCGAUGGCCGAUCUAUCGAUGUCAACCGCGGCAAGGUGCUGGGCGGCUCGUCCGCCAUGAACUACCUAUGCUACGACCGUGCGUCGGCCCCCGAGUACGAGGCUUGGGGCGAGCUCGGCAACCCGGGCUGGGGUUGGAACACGAUGAUCAACGCCAUGACCAAGUCGGAGAACUUCACCGGCACAGACAACGACAGGCAUGGCUACACGGGGCCCAUUCGGAACUACUACAACCGCGUCAUCUAUCCCGUCCUACAAUUUUGGCAGCCCGCUAUGAGCAAGCUGGGCGUCAAUGUCAAUGACAACAACAAUAUGGGCGGCGAGCCGAUCGGUGUGAUGUUCCAGCCCACCAACAUCGACACGACAAAGCACACCCGCUCCUACUCCGCCAGUAGUUACCUGCCCUUGGCUGGCAGCAACCUGGUGGUCAAGACCAGCACUCGGGUAGCCAAGGUCAACAUGGUCAAGUGCAGGGGCUCGGUGUACCGGGCGACAGGUGUGACUCUGCCUGGCGGCCAGAUCAUCAGGGCUAAGAAGGAGGUCAUCGUGUCCGCCGGCUCCGUUCAGAGCCCCGGCCUCCUCGAGCUUUCGGGUGUUGGCCAGCCCGCGGUGCUCGAGGCUGCCGGUGUCACCCCGCUCGUCGACCUCGCGGGCGUCGGCGAGAACUACCAGGACCACAUCCGCAUGUCCAACACGUACCAGCUCAAGGACGGCAUCGACUCGUUUGACAACCUCAUCUUUGACAACGCCGGCGCCAACGCCACGGGAGAGAUGCAGAAGUGGCUAAACGGCGAGCGGUCGCUGUACGAGUAUACGACCGCGGCCUAUAGCUUCGUAAACUGGGAGCAGCUCAGCUUGGGCACCCAGAUGAAGAGCCUCGCCCACAGCAUCUUCGGGUCCAGCGCCAACGUCAUCGACGACAAGAAGCUCCAGUUCCUCGACAACGCCAGGGUGCCGUCGGUUGAGUACAUCUACGAGGCGAACUUUGUCGGCGCCUUGGGCUACACGGGCGGCAAGUUCAUCACCCUCAUCUCGACCGUCAUGCACCCCUUCUCGCGCGGCAGCGUUCAUAUUGAUAGCAAACACCCCCACGGCAAGCCCGUCAUUGACCCCAACUUCAUGAACAACGAGUACGACCACAAGGCGCUCGUCGAGGCCGCCAAGUUCGCGCGCCAGAUCGCCAACACCGAGCCCAUCAAGUCGGUCUGGAAGGCCGAGACGGAGCCUGGCGAGACCGUCCAGACCGACGAACAGUGGCUUGCUUACGCCAAGAAGACCAUGGGCAGCUUCUACCACCCUGUCGGGACCUGCGCCAUGCUGCCCCGCGACGACGGCGGUGUCGUCGACGCCGAGCUCCGCGUCUACGGCACGACCAACUUGCGCGUCGUCGACAACAGCAUCAUCCCUAUCAUCCCUUCCGCCCAUAUCCAGACCGCGGCGUACGGCAUUGCCGAGGUCGCCGCGGCCAAGAUUAUCUCUAAUGCAUGAAUGAUAGCGGAAAUGAGUGCUCGAGGAGCAGUGUGCGCAAGUAGACCUUUCGAUUACGGGCUUCAAGUUGAGCUCUUCUACCAGCCAUGUUGUCAGGCUCCCGCAUCAGAGCCCAGCGUUAGACUUUAAUGUUAGACAGCCUUGCGACGAUGCUCACCCAUCUCCU
Molecule: messenger RNA, 2156 nt
Organism: Chaetomium fimeti
Lineage: Eukaryota; Fungi; Ascomycota; Sordariomycetes; Sordariales; Chaetomiaceae
Product: choline dehydrogenase
Exons: 2
Coding region: 230-1990 (586 amino acids)
Molecular function (GO): flavin adenine dinucleotide binding; oxidoreductase activity, acting on CH-OH group of donors
Source: RefSeq, a predicted model, not a curated record